GCGACUACUUUAAUCGAUUUUCCUUCCCCAAAAAGACACCAUUUCGCUGACUACAUCAACAUCUUCAUCAUUACGCCGACACGUGUCCUCAAUCCAUCGUCCCCCACUCUCCUCUUCCAACAAAAUCUGCUCUUCUUCACCUUUGUCAGAUUUAAAGUAUCAAAGAUGAUUUCAGUCUCAAGCAAUCCCGGUUCUUAAUUUUGGAGGGUGUUUUUUAAAUGUUUGAAUUUUGAACUUCUGAAAAAAUUUAAACAAAUUGACUCUGGAUAUAUGGAAUUUCACCUCAAAAUCUACCGAUUUCACCUUCUUUAUAUGAAAUUGACCUUCAUACGAUCUUGAUUGCGAAAGGUAUUUUGUAGAAGUUUCGAAUUUCAGGAUAUUUUGGAACCCCACUCUUCUCUUUUGCUUUUGAUUUGGGACCUGAGGUGGGCCAAUCUAACUGGCAUUGGAUAAAGAUCAGCUUUUUGGAUCAGUUUCUUUGCCACACUCCAUUCCAAAUCGAUGCCAGCCUCUUUAAUUCGGUUCGAAUCAAAAUACUUCCCCAAUAUUAUAAUGAUCCAUGUAAUAUAUUAAUAGAUUUCUUUAAUGCUUUAAUCAAAUUGGGAAAGUUCAUGCGGACGAUGCGGUCGCAUUUAAUAUUCAAGUCUCCGUCAAUUGAUUCGGGAUUCAUUUCUACAGAAUCUUGACUGCUUGUAAUGGGAGACUUGUAUAUCCAUGGAGGAAUUUCACAUGGCCAAUCAAUAGGUUACAAUAAUGGUAUGGGGAUUGUUAGUCCUUUUAUGCCACAAGCAUUAUUGGAUGACAUUUUUUCCCGUCUUUUGGCAUUGACUUCUUUUAUAAGCAAUCGUUUUAUCCAAUUUUUUGAGGAUCUUAUAUACAGAGACGUUGUUGGAUUCUCUGAAGAUUUUGUGUCCGUUUCUCCCUCUCAAGACCCCGGAUCUUCUAUUUCCACUAGCUGCUCAUCUUCUUGUUCUUCAACAUCAAAGAAUCUUGUUACAGUUCUUGAUGUACAUAAUCAAGAAACUUCAAGUCUUGAGGAUUGUUCACCUUCGGGGUUCGAAAUUAUAGAAAGGAAGUUCUUUUAUGGCGGUAUCCACUUCAUUUUAAAAGGGUUGGAACUCACUAAAUUUUUUGUGAAAUCGGCUUUGGUUCUAGCAUUGGCUCCUUACCGGAUCUCUUCUCAAUGCAUUAAACGUGCACGAAUUCGUGUUAGGAGCAUUAUAUCUCGAGUACAAAUUACUUUACACGGGUCAUCCACUGAUAUUGGAUGGAUCCAACGGGACCCUAACAUGGAUCCAGUUGAAGAUGGAUCCGCUAGAUUUUUAGAACUUUUAAAUGCAAUAAGGAAUGGAGAGCACAAUCUACCCGAUUCAUAUGUGUAUUUACUAAUUCCAGGAUUAUUCAGCAACCAUGGUCCCUUGUACUUUGUUAGCACCAAGAGAUUCUUUUCAAAGAUGGGUUUAGCUUGCCAUAUAGCAAAAAUCCAUAGUGAGGCAUCAGUGGAGUACAAUUCAUGGGUAUUGAAGCAAUAUAUUGAAGAAUUGUAUUGGGGCUCUGGUAAACGUGUGAUGUUGCUUGGUCAUAGCAAGGGUGGUGUGGAUGCUGCUGCUGCAUUAUCGAUUUAUUGGUGUGAUUUGAAAGAUAAAGUUGCAGGAUUGGCGCUUGUGCAGAGUCCUUAUGGUGGAACCCCAAUUGCAUCUGAUAUCAUGCGUGAAGGGCAAAUUGCUGAUAAAGAAACUAGAAGAAUCAUGGAACUCAUAGUUUGCAGGAUCAUCAAGGGAGACAUAAAGUCUCUUGAGGAUCUAACAUACGAGAAAAGAAAACAAUUCUUGAGCAAACACAAACUCCCAAAAGGAAUCCCACUCAUAUCAUUUCGAUCUGAAGCAAACGUGGGACCCGGGGUGAUAUCGAUGAUGUCACACAUAGCACACGUAGAGCUUCCCAAGCUUCCAUUCAUGGGACCCGGUCCGGAUGAAUCCGAGUACGAGGUGGGUCCCAUGGUGAAACACCGCGUUCCGGUGGUGGUUCCGGUGUCUGCCGCCAUGGCGGUGUCGGCUCUCCACCUGCAACUCCGGUAUGGGGAGAAAAGCGAUGGGUUGGUGACAUGUCGCGAUGCGGAAGUCCCGGGAUCGGUGGUGGUUAGACCCGAUCAAAAGCUUGAUCAUGCAUGGAUGGUGUAUUCAUCAUGGAGCAAGAAUCAGACGGGUGCUGAUGCAUGUGAGAUGUGUGAGGCUUUGUUGACAAUGUUAGUGGAGAUUGGAAAGAGGAAGAAUUCUGGGAAUUAGGUUUAUGGAAGUUUUUUUUGAUCUUAAUAGUAUUUUUGUGGUUGAGAUGAAAAUUGGAAACUACGUACGUAAAGUUUUGUGAGAUUAAAGGGUUGUAGAAUGAAAUUCGGAUUGGAAUAUGGGUUUUGAAUACGAAUUGAAUGUUGUAUAGAAAGUGAGUUGUAUUUUCUAUUUGGGAGAAUGUACUAAGUUAGUCCUUGACUCCUUGCA
Messenger RNA from Lactuca sativa (garden lettuce), 2495 nucleotides. RefSeq lists its product as uncharacterized. The record is from RefSeq and is a predicted model, not a curated record. NCBI's taxonomy places the organism in Eukaryota, Viridiplantae, Streptophyta, Magnoliopsida, Asterales, Asteraceae.